AAUGCCAACAAAUUUUCCUUCAGCUCGUCAAAAACCAUUUGCACAGAUUUUCUUUUAUUAAAAAAAGCUUAUUUGCAAAACUUGAUCGAUGUCGGUGCGUGACGGUUUUCCGAAGUUUCGCCAGAAAAUUAUGAGUACAUAAAUAGUUCCUCGACAGCUAUUUACAUAGCAUGACAAGUCUAUUCUAUGUAUCAUCCGUGGUGAAAUUGAUAAUAAGUGCAUUGUUUUUUUUUAUAUACAAACGAUGUUCUUUUGUCAACAAGUUUCGUAUAAUAUUUGCAGUUGCACCGAAGCAAGGGAUUGUAUAAGACAUAAAAAUAGAAAGAAUUGAUUUAUUUGACUGAUGUACAGGGGAAUUAAUUUCACGUCAAAUUAUUGCGUGUAAAAUUACAAUAAAGAUAAGAAUUAUUACCUUAGUUUAAGGAAUUUAAAUCGUUUAAAAUAUCAUUAUUAAAAUGUUAAAUCAGCAGUAUCCAAUUUUAACUCGUGUCGAUUCUCAUAUUAAGCCACUUUUGGUAGAUGUUCUGUCCACAGAUAAAGUUGGAGUAUGUUAUGGAGCAAUCGAAGUGGAUGCUAUAUCAUCCAGUUGUGGCAAAGUAGAAGGAGAUCGUUUUCGAUUAUCUAUUCCCUAUGCUAGACAAAAUUUAACAUGGAAUGUAUUUUUUGAUUCACAAUGUCCUGAAAUAGGUCCUGAUUUCAUAUUUAAUGAUAAUACAUUCUUAGCAGAUAUGGACAUUGAUACUUUAUCUGCUAAAGUACCUAGUCUUACUAAAUGGAAUCCUAAUAAUACAAAUGCUUUAUUAAAUGUUCUUACUGAACUUUUAUCGUGUUAUAAACAAUAUCAGAUGCAAUUACUUCAAAAGCAAGAGAGAUUACAACUAGAAUAUGAUAUGCUCAUGAAAUCAACACUAGUAAAGCCAGAAGAUGUUGAAAUGAUAUUAUUACCAUCUGGUUCCAAGCCAACAGAGGCUAGAUUUCUAAUAAAUUUAUCUGUAGAUGUAUCACAGCUAGAAUCUCGUACUUGUGAUUCAGAAACUGAUACAGCAAUGCUUUUUAUAGUAUUUUCUGGGACAGAUUGGAAUCGUGUGACACCACAGCUCUAUUUGUCAAAAACUCUAGAAAAAGCUUUUGAUGGUCACCCUGCACUAAAUUUACCACACUUUUCUGCAGAUAAAUUGUUGAUAGAUUAUGUGGCAGAAGUAAUAAAAUGCAUUAGAGAUAAGAUAAAUUUGAUAAUACAGGGUUUAGAAAAAAGAAGAGCAUUUAUAGCAGCUUUACUAAGUCAUCAAUUUCGUUCAGUGGUAGAAUAUGACAGUGUCAAUUGUACUUUUACAAUUUUUUUACAUUCUGAGCAAGAUUUUUAUAUCGUGUGGCGAAUAGAUUUACUACCAGGAUUUCCUAAUGAAAAACCUAUUGUUACAUUUACUUCAGUAUACCAUAUGCAAGUACCACAUACUGUAUAUACUGAAAACUAUCAAAAUUUUCCUUAUAAUCCACGUUGGGAACUAUCUUUUAUGGUUACGAAAUUAUUAAAUUUUAUUCAACAUGCUAGUAAAAAAUUUAGAUCUAACUGUAUUAAAAAGUUUUCUUAAUAAUAAUUUAG
Messenger RNA from Megachile rotundata (alfalfa leafcutting bee), 1603 nucleotides. Its product is annotated as BRISC and BRCA1-A complex member 2. Gene Ontology annotation, biological process: double-strand break repair. Gene Ontology annotation, cellular component: BRCA1-A complex; BRISC complex. Lineage: Eukaryota; Metazoa; Arthropoda; Insecta; Hymenoptera; Megachilidae. The record is from RefSeq and is a predicted model, not a curated record.